Diplodia corticola is the source of this 699-nucleotide messenger RNA. RefSeq names its product chromo domain-like protein. NCBI's taxonomy places the organism in Eukaryota, Fungi, Ascomycota, Dothideomycetes, Botryosphaeriales, Botryosphaeriaceae. The record is from RefSeq and is a predicted model, not a curated record. The transcript has 2 exons. The coding region runs from base 1 to 699 and encodes 232 amino acids.
AUGCCGCCAAAGCGUCGCCCAGACAAACCGACCAAGAUCGUCCCCAUCUCGCCCCAUCGCAUCCGCCCGACUUUGACCUCGCCGCCGCCAAUGAAGAGCAGACGCGGUCGAGCUCCGAAGGGCGCGCGUCCCAUUGCCAAAGCCUCUCAGCGCAAGCGCCCCAAGGUCGACGCAAAGGACAACCGCUUCUACACGGCCAAACGCAUCCUUGACGAGAACAAGACCGACUAUCUCAUCGAGUGGGACGGCAUCAACCCCGAGACGAAGAAACCCUACAUGCCGACCUGGCACCCCAAGUCUUGCGCCAAUCGUGCGCUCCUCGCCGAAUGGAAGAAAGAGAAAGGAGGCCAGGAAUGGGCUGCGCAGGGAAUCGUCCACGAGAACCAGUACUACUACAAAAUCGCUUGGGAGGACAACCCGAAGACCGGUGAGGUGUACCCGGACAGCUGGGAGCCGAAGGCAUUUGCUAGUGAAGCUAUGGUCAAGAAUUGGGAGCAGCGCAAGCUUGAGAUGCGCGCUCGAGACAAGACAUCUACCGGCAACGACGCAGCUGCUUCUGAUGACGAAUCGCUCGCCUCAAACGACGAUGUAGAUGCGGAAUCAGAAAAGGAGCACAGGAGCGACGAAGAUGCUCUGCAGCAGCAAAUCGCACGCGAAGUCCAGACCUCACCGUCCCGCUCGAACGAGAAAAGCCCGUAG